GUGAUCGGGCUCAGCACACCACCGCACAGAACUGAAACGAGCGGCGUCCAGUGCAGAUCGUAGCGGACCAAGCGGCAGUAGCAGCAGCAGCAGUACAACGAUAUAGACACACCGACACAAGAGAGCGAAUCUACCACACGCGCCCGAGGCAGAGCAGUGUAAACGUUACGUUUUCGGUGUCCAGAGUCGAAAGCAGCAGCACGCACAACAUCUCCUUUCAGCCUGUGCCUGUGUUCUAAGUUCUUAGCCUUUGAAAGCGAUUCGCGCAAGAAGUGUAUAUUACAGUACAGUAAAGGUGACACCGAAAAAGUACGGUUCCAGUAUAAAGCCACGCCAGCAGAGUGUUGCUACGCACACAACAGGCAAGCGAACUUUCCGUGAACAGCACAGCCACAACAGUUUUUUGCCGUUUUCUUCCGCGAGUUUGUGUUGUUUCGAUUCUUUGUGAUAAUUACGCGCGCGCGCGCGGCCGACAACUUCCGCGAAUUCUGGUUUUCGAUUCGUCGCGUGGAAAUAUCACCAAGUGUUGUGCGUGUGUGUGCAAUUCUUUGCGAAGUUGGUGGAAUCAACCAUACAGCUAGAAUAUCGCACCCCCACACCAGCAAAUCACUUUCGCUCACACUCAAACAGGAAAAAAAAACUGUCUCUUUCGUCCUAAGUGUGUGCGCGCGAGCGUCAUCCGCCUAAGCAGGAAAAGUGAAUUGUUUGUUCUAAGUGCGGUGCGGUGUGUGUGUGUGUUUAGUGCACGGAGGAAUCCAUUUUCCUGAAAGAGCCCCCCUUUUAGCACACACGCAUUUCGUAAAGAUCCUUUUUUUGCGCACAGCGCCUACUAAGAGAGAAAAAACGAGAAAAAAAAGCUCCGCACACUGGUACGAGCCCCCGGUUUCGAGAACUGCCAUUUCAGUAAAGAAAAAGUAAUAUUCGUGAAAUAUUCGUCCACUACGAAAGAAACGUGUUCACGACGACGCCGACGACGACGAAAAGUGUGUUAUCCGAGUGUGAAAAUCAUUAUUUGAUGCGCCUUGAAAAUAGUGCAUUUUUACUAGUAAAAGCAAAAGCGUGCGAAAGAAAGUCGAGUUUAAACACACCACGAGCCUCUCUGCCUGCGCCAUAUUGCCAAUUUUUUUUGUCGCCGUAAAUAGUGUGUGUUUGUGAGCAAAUCGCGAUUUGAAGUGUGGUGCGAUUUUUAUAUUUUUGGAGCAAUUUUUAAUUGAGUGACGAGUGUUUUUUUUAUGCAUCGCGGCUAAGUGAAAAAAUAGCAGCUUCAUUUGUGUGAGAGUGCACGCGCGACAGGAUAAAGGAGAGAGUCCUUUCACCUCUUUUGCAUACCGCGCGACCGUCGUGAGUGUGUUAUCUCGAUCGUUGUUCGCCUCUACGAGAGUAGUGUGUGCUUCGUUUCGAUACGAGUGUGUGCGCAAUCGCUAAUAUCCUGUUCCUGCGCGCGCUCCUGUGUGAUACAUAUCCGUGUGUGCGUUUGUGUGAAAUUGGCAGCAUCGGCAGAGGAGAUCCAUCCGCGGCAAAACGUGUUUUAGCAAGCAACCACCAUGUCUACUGCGAUAAUGCACCACAGCACGUCACUGUACGACUUUGGAGAGUACCCACGCAAGAACCAAACCAACACCUCCCGAGGCAACACACAGGCGACCAUUGGCAGUGGUGGUGUUGGCGCCGGUAACAGCAACGUACACAACGGCGGUACCUCCAGCAGCAGCAGCAACAACAGCCAACAGAUGCUGCUGUCGCAAAGUUUUAGCGUAGCCGCUGCGCUCGCUGCCACCUCCAACAACAGCAACGGCAGCAAUGGUGGAAAUUUGCUGAGCGCUCAGCAAUCGCUUAGCGGCAGCAACCAUCACAUCCAGCAGCAGCAGCUCCAGUACCAGCAGCAGCAGUACUCUUACAAUCUGCAGAAAACUGGUGGUGCCUCCCAGCACAAGCACCACGGUGGGCAUCAUGCCGCACUGCACCGUACCGCGUCGCAGCCGGCCGCCCGCCACAUGGUGGAAAACAUCCUGGAGAUGUUCACGCUCAACAAGGCGAUGGAGGACGCGGCCCUUGCCGGGCUGACCGGGACCACCGCCGCCGCCGCCGCCGCCACGAUCAGCUCGAGCAGCAGCAGCGCCAGCUCGAUCAACAGCAACCACGGCAACAACGGUAGCCACAACCAGCAGCACGCCACUAGCAACACUUCCUCCUCCUCCGGUCACCGGAAGUUGGAACGAACGCAGUCCGAACCGCUGCCACAGCAAGUAAAUACCUCGAGAUACAAAACCGAGCUCUGCCGACCGUACGAGGAGGCGGGAGAGUGCAAGUACGGCGACAAGUGCCAGUUCGCGCACGGCAUGCAGGAGCUGCGCAACCUGCAGCGCCACCCGAAGUACAAGACGGAGCUGUGCCGCACGUUCCACAGCGUCGGCUUCUGUCCGUACGGGCCGCGCUGCCACUUUGUGCACAACGCGGAGGAGGCGCGCAACCACAACCGCAACGUGGCCGCCUACCACGCGCGGCUGGCAGCGGCAAAUGCGGCCGCCGCCGCCGCCGCCGCCAACGGCAACUCAUCCCAGUCAGCGCAGGGCGCGGCCAAGAGCAACCAAAACGGUCCCAGUAUGAUCGCCAGUAACAACAAUUCGUCGCAGCAGCAGCACGGUCAUCACCAGCAGCAGCAGCAGCACAGUGCCCUAAAGUCACUGUCCGUCGCACAGCAGCUGCAAACGGCGGCCGCCGCCGCUGCCAUUCUGCAGCAGCAGCAGCUUCAGCAUCAUCACCACCAGCAGCAGCAGCAUCAGCACUUGCAUCAGCUGCCGCUCAGCCCGGCCCUGUCGAUGUCGACCGGGUCUGAUCGGGCCUCCCCGAUCGGGUCGCUGUCCCUCAGCCCGACCACCUCGAUGGCCAACUUCUUCCCGGAGGCGAUCAGCCCGACGCUGCAGCAGGGCGGUGCCAUCCCGCAGCCCUUCCUGUUCCCGAACAGCCCGCCGGCCAGCCCGAUCGAGGGCCUGUCGCCGAUGGCCAGCCCGCCGCCGUCGUCGCCCUCGCUUACCACCAUGAAGCUGGGCGGUGGGGCGACCGGUGGUUGCAAUGGCGGUUCGGUCGAGGACCGGCUGCCCGUGUUCAACCGGCUCAGCUCCGCCCUGGAACCCUUCGUCGUCAAUCUCAACCUGUAAUCGGGGAAAAUGCGGCGGCGGCGGUGGUGAGAGAAAGGGAGGGAGCGCUUACUUUAUUCCGUUUGAUGAGACGAGGGAAGAGAGAGAGACAGUGGGACAAAGAGACGCUUCAUUUGUGUCUUUUCACACCUAGCGCUUUUUCGUUGUGCUCUCGUGUAACACGCACAAGUAAGGAUGAAUUUGCCCAAACCGAGCGUUUUCUAUGUUUAUUUUUCCGCCUUCUUUUUGGGCUCAUUUGUGUAAAGAAUCUAAACCGAACUUGUGCCGCACUCGUUUCAUCUGCAAUAGUAUCUAGGAGGGGAGGGUACACCUGGGUGUGUUUGUGGGUCCCUUGGGAGGACAUGGUGAAAGGGAAAGCGUCGUGCGUGUGUGUAUGUGUGUGAGCGAUUGAUAUUGGGAAUUACUUUACUCUGAACUCUUCUGACAUGUAUUUAUAUUUAAAUUAAUUCGAACGAGAAAAGAUUGCUUUUGUAUACUUUUUUGUUUAUUUUUGGAUUUAUCAAUCUUGUACCUCACACAUACACACACACGAACGCACGCAAAUACUUUAAUGGAUAGAAGGAAAUAUUUAUUGAUUUUUGCACUAUAAUAUUUACAACACAACAACAAAAAAUCGUCAUACACACUCACACACAUACAUAGAAACAGAUGAAAACUCGCUGUUUCUCGUUGUGUUUGAUUCAAUUUCUCUUACAUGUGAUUUGCAAACAAACAAACAAACAAAAAAUGCAAGAACUACUACGGUACGCGAUAGUAAUAUUAUUUGAAUACUUUAAUAAUUAUUCUUAGGUUGCGAGAUGUGUAAUUAUCAAUUUAUUUACCCUUUUUUCUUGGAUGACUUCAUUCGCUAACGGGCGAACGAAUGAAGCGCGACACGAAUUGAACAUAUAAUGGGGCGAGGGAGCGGUGGUGUGGGUGACAACGAUUAAAAUAAAGCGAUAUAAAAGGGCCUGUAAUCAUCCUACACAACGGUUGUCUCAGACACUUGAUAGUAGCGCAAUUUUACUUCGGGAGGGAGAGAGAGACAGUUUGCCUCUUCCGAGGAAGUUGCGACGCGCUUGUUUUUGAGCACUUAGGCACUGCAGAUAUAUAGUAGAAGCAAAUGCGCUUAGAAUGUAUGUUACGGGGCUUUCAAUGGAGAGAAGAACGCCUCCCAGAGGAGUCUGUUUGCCAAAUAGUAAGGAUUGCGCUCUCCCAAACCCACCCAAUCGACUGUGUUCUGUAUGCCAUCAUGCGAUCACUCUAUUUCUUUACCUUCGAAAACCCCCUCCCACCCAGUUCACUCUUUAUUAACACCCUUUUUACACCCUGCUGUUCGUGCGGAUAUAUGAACAUAUAUGAUAGUCAGUUGAACUCAGUUGUUUAUUUAAUUAUUUAAUUUAUUACAUCCACACAUAAGGCUCUCCCUCCAGGGUUUAGGUGUUUCAUGAGCUUUUUUUUUCUUUCUUCUAUUCUACCGCAAGCUGUUUGUGCAUACACUACUACACUACUUUAUUCCUUUUGCAUUAUUAUGGUUAUUAUUAUUAUUUGUACUUCCAUUUUUACCGAACUGAAAAAUGAAUCAUAUAUGCAACACCCCCCGAUACGUUAUUUAUAAACUUUGUGAACUGUAGUUGUUAUGAAGAAAUAGCACAACAUGCCAACUUAUUAAUUAUUAUUAGAAUAUGAAGAAGAAAGGGUUCGUCUCUUCCAUCUCUAUUUAAUCUACAGCCACCACAUGCACACCAGUUGUCUCUCUUUCUCUCACUCGCUCUUUCUCUCUCUCUCGCUCUACCGGUCUCUCCCUGUGCCCGUUCAACUUGGGAGUCUUAUUGGUAACUGAUUUCGUAUUUUAUACAACAAUACAAUUAAUGUGCUAUACAUUUAUAUAUAUAUAUACAUGCAACAACAAAACACACAUACACAUUAAUAUAUCUGCUGCGAGAAUAUUUUUGCUGCGUGUUUGAAAAUAUGGGUGAUGAUAAACGAUAUAUAUAAUAUAAUAGUGCAUAGGGUUUACUUAUAUAGACAGCGUAAAGUGAAGCAAAACAGAACGAGCACAAUAUGUCCGCACCGAUAGAAAUGUCCCCUUUUUAAUUUAUUUUAUUUAUUCUCAAAACUCUCCUGUAAAAGAAAAAUGCACGCACGAAAGCGUUCAAAACCGCACACAGCACAAAUACUAUGCACAAACACACACACUCAAACACCUUAUGUGUGCUGCACUCAUCAAAGUCGAUCACUUGCCACCUCCACCACCAAACAACAGUUUAGUUUUUUUUUCUUGCGUAGAUAGUCCACCGAUUGGGAAACAAAGGAACUGAAAAAUCUGAUGUUAAUUUGAACUCUUCCGCAUCAUGGUACAAACUGCUCUUAAUAUGUGUGUGUGUGAGGAUUACGGAUCCCCAUGAACCCUCCCUUAUCUCUCCUGAAACCACCCACCUAGACAUUGCUUAGGAUUAUACGAAAAAUGAAUCGAAAAAAAGACAAAGGGUGUAAAAGGUAAUGCUUGUUUGGUGAUGCCGAUGAAAACCUAACGUACGUAAUGUAAUAUUUUCAAAUCCCACACAAACACCACUACUCACCCCGUAUAUAUCCCCCCUCUUUUAUUAUGUGUUUGCGCGGUAGGAGAUUAUUUAUGUGAAAUAUGUGAUGCCGAAGUAGAAUGAUGAGCUUUUCCUUUCAUUUUUUUUCGAAAACAAAAGAUGAAUUUAACUUAUAUGUACUUGUAUGAACUGUUGCAACAAAAAAAGACAAAACAAAUACAUGGGUGGAAAAGCUGCACAAGUGGGAUGCAUGCAGGCGAACCCUGUACACGUGUGUUUAGAUGUUAGAAGCGAGACAACGAAGUAAGGAAAAAAAGACGAGCGAUCGAUGUGAGGGGGUGUGCAGCAAAAGCGCGCGCGCGCAGCAAGUGAAAAUCAAAACAUACAAAAUGCGAUAAUCUAUAGUUCUUCCCUUUUUCGUAUUUACGUCGAGUUAGUACACUGCAAAAAAAAAAAAAACAAUGCGUACGCGAACGCUUUUACUAUUUUUGUGUAAUAACUACCUUACUACAUGUGACUACUAUUAUUAUUAUAUUAUUAUUAUUAUCUAUUAUCUUUAUUAUUUUAUUAUUAUUAUUAUUUUAUUAUCAUUCAAUAAUGCAAACGGAUUUAACGAUUAAUUUUGCUACUUUGCGCGUGUGUGCGUGCGUGCGGCGCUCCUUUAUUAAACGCUAUUUCAUUUGUACAUUUGUAGUAAUUUAUAUUUUUUCCGUGAUUUUUUUGCAAGCGAGUUCGUUUUUUUUUAUACAUAUAUUAUAUUAUUUCCUAUACUAUAUAUAGCAAGCAAGCACACACACAAACCGAACUAUACACCUCUUUUAUGUACAUGCAUGUGUAAUAUUAUAAUUUUGGAUUCACCAAGCGAGUGCCUUAUUAAAAGAAUUGGAAUCAAAACAAAUCAAACACACAGACGCGCACCACGUGCACGCCUCAUUAUCGUUGCCCGUUGCACCCAUGUAAAUGCAAGCCACCUAGCACCGAGGGAGAGGUUGGUGGGUGGUGUAUGAUGUGUCUGUCCUGUCCUUGGGGUGGAAUUUGGGUUCUCUUUUCUGUCCCUGUUUUCUUCCAUCAAGCUCGGUACGUUGAUUUUUCACUUGUGUCUUCCUUUGCUCUAACUACUACGAGCUUAACUCUCACGCCCUCAUGCGUUUGAAUUGAAGCACACGACGGUUCCGUUUAGUGUUGAUUCAAUAAAUGCACAUGAGGCGAGUUUUUGCUUUAAAAAAAGUGCUUCCAAAAAGUAAAUCGUACCCAGCAGACUAGAGGGACAGAUCAAACGAAUGCUCUCCACCAAAGGAAGACCAGACGCAUAAAGGCGCUUCAUAUCUUGCGGUGGCUGCUCACGUGGUUACGCUGCUGCUUUUCGCGGUUGCGUUUGAGUGCUGCGCUCGGCUGUGCUCUGUGUGUGUAGAUAAGUUUUCCUAUCCAACCAACCAACCCGCAACUGUUCAUUGUGUAAAGAGUGCGUAAGCAAAACUUAUAUUCGUAAGGAAAGAUGCAGCGCAGUAGAAAGAGCGCGCGUGUGUGUGUGAAUAUAGGUGGGUGCAGUUGCACCUGAAUAAUGAUAUAAAAAAAAACAGCAGUAGCAGCAGCAGCGGUAAUCAUAAUAGCGAGUUAAGCGUUUUGUCCGUUAAAAAGGAAAACAAAAUAAAACAGUAAUGAUUGCUAGGAAAAGGGCAAGCAUUCAAAAAUAAGCAAAAAAAAACAUAUAGAAAAAAUAAACCCAAAAUCGUGAUCAUAUAAAUACUGCAAGACGUGUUAGAAACUGAAGUCCACAAACUGAGCGCGCGCUCAGUGUGAUGUGUGGCGGCGUGUGGCGUGUUUGGUGCCUGCUCAGCGUGAAAAAGACGGACGGCAAUGUUUAAACAUAAAAAUGAAAACGAGAUGAAAAAUAAUACACAAAACUAUAUUUAAAAAAAAUUAAA
Molecule: messenger RNA, 7605 nt
Organism: Anopheles arabiensis
Lineage: Eukaryota; Metazoa; Arthropoda; Insecta; Diptera; Culicidae
Gene: Tis11
Product: protein TIS11
Exons: 4
Coding region: 1545-3158 (537 amino acids)
Molecular function (GO): metal ion binding; mRNA binding
Source: RefSeq, a predicted model, not a curated record